This is a messenger RNA of Cadophora gregata, 945 nucleotides long. RefSeq lists its product as uncharacterized. The record is from RefSeq and is a predicted model, not a curated record. The coding region runs from base 1 to 945 and encodes 314 amino acids. The transcript is spliced from 3 exons. NCBI's taxonomy places the organism in Eukaryota, Fungi, Ascomycota, Leotiomycetes, Helotiales, Ploettnerulaceae. Gene Ontology annotation, biological process: mycotoxin biosynthetic process.
AUGAUGCAUCUGCCAUGGCUUUUCAAAUACGCCGCGAUUUCGAACUUUGAUGUGUCAGAAGAUUCCGACAAAGAGGAUCAUGUUGGCUUUGUAAGAGAAAGCUCAGAUUCCAGACCUCAUCGGAGAUUGAGAAGCACCAGAACUCUGAUGAUUCUUGGGACAACUUUCAACAUCAUCAUUUUCUCACUAUCGCUUCUACUGUUCUUCUCGAGUCGAGACACAGGCAGAAAUUUCAUUCUCAAGAAGUCAUCAUUCUACUCUCCAAUCCUGGACAAAUUCAACCUACCAACAUUCGUACAGCAAAUUAAUGGCACGCUGCUCUUGCCAAAGGAACCUUCAAUAGCCCGACAGGAUCCGAAUCCAGAAGCAGACGCGAUUUGGGAAGAUUUAGAAUUGAUCCGCACGAUUGUCAUUACUGGAGAUGAGGUGAAGAAGCUGGGCAAAGACCCCGCAACAGCAGCGAGAUUCGACAAUGAGUACUGGGGAUUGGGAGAUGAUGCAUAUAUGGCACAGAUUGAUGUCUUCCACCAGCUCCACUGCCUGAAUGAGUUGCGCAAGCUUACCUAUCCCGACUACUACCACUCCUUCCCAAACUCCACAUCGCAAAGCGGCCAUGACCACGCGCACGGCCACCACGCUCGAUCUCGAUACUCGAAGCUCUGGCAGAUCCAUAUUGGACACUGUGUUGAUAUCCUGAUGCAGAAUAUCAUGUGCAACGCCAACACAGAUUUGAUUACUCUCCAGUGGAUGGAGAAACAGGACAAUCCGUUUCCUGACUUCAGUAUAAAUCAUCAGUGCAGAGACUUCAAUGUACUGGCUGAUUGGAGGGAUAAGAAUGCUGUUGAUAUGAAUAAGUGGGAUAAGAUGAAGAAGCCAGUCGGAGUGAAAGAGGUUCCUCUGCCGCAAGAGCACUGGGAGAGCUUUGGUGGGAAGGGCGAUGAUUGA